AGAUGAGGUGAGUGUUGAUUGAGCAUGUAACUCAAAUUGAGAAUCAAUACAAUGAGAUAACGUUGUUUAUUUCAUCUGAACCAUUUCAGACACAACAUGUUAUCUUCUCAAUCGAUGUCAUUUCUUCUGAUCGUCGUCUGGCUUUACGAAUUCUUCAAAUGCCAGGAUCUUUGUGAAGAACGUGAAUGGAUGACUUUGGAAAAAGUAAUUUUUGAAAACCGGUCAUAUCGAUAUUCUCAGCACUAUAUGCAUUUACAGAGCAUCAGUAUUAACCAGUCUCAGCCAGCUGUGAAUGGAAGUUUCAGUAGACGCAAUGAUGGUACGUUAGUUAAACCGAAAAUGUCGUUUAAAUAUUACAGUAGUCAGCUCACAACUUUCUAUUGUUCCCUUUCUGGUGGAAUAAGUAUGCACGGACAAGACAGGUUAGGAUAUAUUAGUCCGUUUCGUUCAGACAAUACAUAUCCUGAAUUUGAGAUUUCGGAUGAGAAGGAAUUACUUGCUGUCAGAUGGUUUAUUAAUAAAGACGUUGAUGGUAAACAGUUUACAGCCAAGGUAACUUGCCUAAUACAUCCAAAUGGGAAGAUAAUGUUGUAUUAUGAUAACAUUCCAACGGAAAUUAAAGAAGUUGAAUGGAAACCGAAAAUCGCCGGUAUAUUUGGAUGUGGAGGAAAUGAAACAGUAUCUGAAAUAAUUACUCCUGAAACAUGGAUCAACAGUGGAACAUUGGUGGAAUAUGAAGCUGUCAGAAACUAUUGUCCAAAAUACACUUCGCCUAAAGCAUGCCAACGGGCAACAACAUCGAAUAUAACUUGUUUUUGGUGUGAUAAGGCGAACAUAUGCAUUGAUAGUACUGACCAGGAUGCUCAUAACAUGAAAGUUAAUAACUGCCGUGUUAAGAACCCAGAUGUGAAUGGUUUGAGUACACAAACUACAGAAAAAAAUGAUCAACACUCGAACAUGAUUACUGAAGAGAAUCUAGAGAAGAAAUCAUCUCGCAGAACCCAGAUGUGAAUGGUUUGAGUACACAAACUACAGAAAAAAAUGAUCAACACUCGAACAUGAUUACUGAAGAGAAUCUAGAGAAGAAAUCAUCUCGGUACUUGUAUAUAGUGAUUCCUUUGAUCAUCACUUUCUUUGUUGUAUGUGUUGGUUUUGUAAUUUGGAAACGGCUACAUAAAAGAAACAGAAGUGAAGAAUGAUUCUCAGAAACGUCUUUUAACUUAUUUUUAUUAUUCCAAAUUGUUUUCAUUUAGUACUUCUUUAGAACACUUUCCAUAUUGUUAUUCACUUAAAUAGUUUGGAAUUAUGUACAUUCUUAUGGUUCUUUACGUAAUAACUUGUGUAAUCUUAUUGACAAAAUAUAGAACAUGAUUUUUACUAUUUGCGUAAUUUUCUUCAUUGAAUAGAAACUGUGUAGCGUUAAACAAAUCCAAAAACCAAAUAGCUCUGUAAGCUUUCGACAUUGAAUGCUGACCAUAUUAGUUUU
Messenger RNA from Schistosoma haematobium, 1486 nucleotides. RefSeq lists its product as uncharacterized. The transcript has 13 exons. The record is from RefSeq and is a predicted model, not a curated record. NCBI's taxonomy places the organism in Eukaryota, Metazoa, Platyhelminthes, Trematoda, Strigeidida, Schistosomatidae. The coding region runs from base 97 to 1011 and encodes 304 amino acids.